Messenger RNA from Suillus subaureus, 276 nucleotides. RefSeq lists its product as uncharacterized. The annotation marks the transcript as partial. NCBI's taxonomy places the organism in Eukaryota, Fungi, Basidiomycota, Agaricomycetes, Boletales, Suillaceae. The transcript has a single exon. The record is from RefSeq and is a predicted model, not a curated record.
UUUGAUAUUCUCACUACUGUGGGGAAAUAUUCUAAUGCUUGCAUGAGUAUGCCAAGCCUUCAGCUGGAGUUUAGGUAUGAUCCCAGCUGUAUGAUUGCAUUUUCUGGAAGGAUUGUUAGACAUGGGGUUCAUGAAGUGGAAGGGGAUUGGAUUACUUGGGCAUGGUAUAUGAGGGAUUCUGUUCAUAUUUAUGCCAGGGUGCCCUCAUGUGGAUGGGCUAGGGUCGAUUGUGCACAUUCACUACCCUGUCAAAGAUCAAACAGGCAUAGAAUGUAG